CGGGUGCAUGCUGGGAGCUGCGGCAUGUCUGGUCUGGGCUUGGUGGCCGACAAAGUUGCCGUGGAUGCCCUGCUGUAUUUUGACCAAGGCUACGAGGCUCCUGGUGUGUGAGAGGCAACCGCGGCACUGGUGAAGUAAGAUACGUGCUGCUACCGGCCCACCAAGAACUACCUGAGCUACCUGGCGGAGCCCGACUACAGCGCUUUCGAGACUGAAAUAAUGCGGAAUGAAUUUGAACGCCUAGCAGCCCGACAGUCCAUAGAACUGUUGAGCAUGAAAAGAUAUGAGCUGCCUACACCAUCCUCUGGACAGAAGAAUGACAUCACAGCAUGGCAAGAAUGUGUUAAUAACUCAAUGGCUCAGCUGGAGCACAAGGCAGUCCGUAUUGAGAAUUCGGAGUUGAUGUCUCAGUAUGGCUGCAAUGCCUGGAAAGUGUAUAAUGAGCAUUUAGUUCAUAUGACUGAACAGGCACAAAGGGAGCUGCAGAGUUUGAAGAAACACGUUCAAGACCUUAACUGGCAGCGGAAGAACAUGCAGCUCACAGCUGGUGCUAAACUUCGAAAGAUGGAAUCUAUGUGGGUGUCCCUGGUCAGUAAAAACUAUGAGAUUGAACGAACUAUUGUGCAACUGGAAAAUGAAAUUUCUCAAAUCAAGCAGCAACAUGGAGAGGCAAACAAAGAAAACAUCCAACAGGACUUCUGAGACUUGUGUUGGCCUUU
Messenger RNA from Lacerta agilis (Sand lizard), 719 nucleotides. RefSeq names its product pre-mRNA-splicing factor SPF27-like. Gene Ontology annotation, biological process: mRNA processing. Lineage: Eukaryota; Metazoa; Chordata; Lepidosauria; Squamata; Lacertidae. Gene Ontology annotation, cellular component: Prp19 complex; precatalytic spliceosome; catalytic step 2 spliceosome. The record is from RefSeq and is a predicted model, not a curated record. The transcript has a single exon.